GAGAGAGAGAGGUAACGAGCGAACGGAGCAGCAACGCCAAACAACUCGCCCAGUCGCGAGACUUUGGAGCUCAGAACAUCGCGCGCCGCCAACUCGUGCGCGGAUAUAUAUCAGACGCUCUCGCCGUGCGACGAGACGAGAGAUAGAUACACAUAUAUAUAUGUAUAUAUAUAUAUAGGCAUACGCCUGCGUGCGAGGGAAUAGGCACACGCUUUGCAGUGCAAUUGUUUUUACACGCUAGUGGGACACUUUACGGGUUUUCUUACUACAAUAUCAGGCUGGAGCGGUCGUGUUUUAGCUGACGAUGAGUUGCAAUUGCCCUUUGACGACUGCCGUAGGGCCGACGUUGGCAUCAACAUGUGGCGGACCAUCAUUUAUGCUCUUUAUGGGCUUACUUGAAGUUUUCCUCAGGAGCCAAUGCGAUCUCGAGGAUCCCUGCAAUAGGCCUAUACAUCAAAGACGUGUUAAUCCAAGGUAUGAUUUCGUGGUGAUCGGAGGAGGUAGCGGUGGAGCAACAGUAGCCUCGAGGUUAUCGGAGGAAAGUCGAUUUUCAGUACUACUUUUAGAGGCUGGACUUGACGAGCCGACGGGCACCCAAAUACCUUCCUUUUUCUUCAACUUCCUACACUCGGAUAUCGACUGGAAGUAUUAUACCGAGAGCGAAGAUGAGGCAUGUCUGAACAAGGAAGACCGAAAAUGCUUUUGGCCAAGAGGAAAGGUGUUGGGCGGCACAUCGGUGAUGAACGGUAUGACAUACAUGCGCGGCUCACGCAAGGACUACGACGACUGGGCGAGGCUCGGCAAUCCAGGCUGGUCGUACGACGACGUGCUUGCCCACUUUAUCAAGAGCGAGGACAAUCUGCAGGUCAACGACAUGGAUUACGGCUAUCACGGGGUCGGCGGACCACUCACCGUCACCCAAUUCCCUUAUCACCCGCCGCUGAGUCACGCUCUCCUCGAGGCUGGCAAGGAAAUGGGUUACGAUUCGGUGGAUCUGAAUGGCAGGACCCACACAGGCUUCGCGAUAGCACAGACAACGUCGCGCAACGGCUCGAGGCUAUCGACCGCAAGAGCCUUCCUUAGACCAGCGCGCAACAGGCGCAAUCUUCACGUUAUGCUCAAUUCCACUGCUACGAGGAUACUCUUCGACAGAAACAAGAAAGCCGUGGGAGUUGAAUUCGUGCAUGACGGACAAUUGCAUCGUGUGGCUGUCGACAAGGAAGUCGUUGUCAGCGGAGGGGCAGUAAACUCGCCGCAAGUUUUGCUGAAUAGCGGCGUGGGACCUCGAGAGGAACUGGAGGCCGUUGGAGUGCCCGUGGUGCACGACUUGCCGGGAGUUGGCAGGAAUCUGCACAAUCAUGCUGCUUACGCGAUUGCCUUUACCAUCAACGACACCGACACUACUCCACUUAAUUGGGCCACCGCGAUGGAGUACUUGCUGUUCAGGGACGGACUGAUGUCCGGCACCGGGAUAUCGGAGGUGACAGCAAUGAUCAACACCAAAUAUGCAGAGCCAAGUGAAGAUCAUCCGGACGUGCAGCUGAUCUUCGGUGGUUACCUGGCUGACUGUUCGGAAACGGGCAUGGUCGGCGAAAAGAAAGGCAAAAACCGCGUGAUACUCAUAAUCCCGACGAUUCUACAUCCCAAGAGUCGUGGAUAUCUACGUCUUAGAAGCAACGACCCCUUGGCUAAGCCCAUGAUUUAUGCCAAAUACCUGACGCACCCCGAUGACGUUGGCGCCCUCAUCGAGGGUAUCAAAUUCAGCAUCGCCCUCACCGAGACUCAAGCACUAAAGAAGUACGGUUUCCAACUGGAUCGUACGGCAGUGAAGAAUUGCGAGCACCUGAAAUUCGGCUGCGACGCCUACUGGGAAUGCGCAAUUAAACACGACACAGCGCCGGAGAAUCAUCAGGCAGGCUCGUGUAAAAUGGGCCCAGCCGAAGAUCUCUUCGCUGUGGUUGAUCACCAACUUCGAGUUCGUGGAAUCAAAGGCGUCAGAGUGGCCGAUACGAGUAUCAUGCCACGGGUUACAUCUGGCAAUACAAAUGCACCGGCAAUCAUGAUUGGCGAACGAGCUGCUGAUUUCAUUAAAAGAGCUUGGUUAGGUUGAUUUCAUUGAAAGAUGAAAAUAUUUGUCGUAUGAAUUCGUACCUCGCUUGCUGUGGGAAAUACACAUCUUCCUCAUUUGUAGGGAUGUUUCAUUGCUUUUAUUUGAUUUUCCACGAACGGGGCAUUCAGACGAAAUAUAGAAUUGCUCUUUAUUGGAUCGAAAAAUUGCGCGUCAAUCAAGAACAGCACAGAAUUAUGUUUGCAAAGGCAAUUUGCGAAAACAAUAUUACGCUUUCGAUUGAUAAAUGGAAAACUGAACGAAUUUAUUAUUUCAUGUAGUGUGAAGAUAUUGAUUUUUCUCAAUACGUAUUUUGCCUGAAAUUACGUUCACUGUAAAUCAAGAUGUUAUAAUAUAAACUUCAUCAUGGUUACCUUAAACGAAUAAAUGUAAUGACAAUUCAGGAUAAGCCGAAUUACAAUAUUUUUAUAAUUAAUUGUGUAUUCUGCAUUCUUUAGAUAACAGUGCCUUCACAAAUCCACAAUAGACAGUAGCUCAAAUAUUUUUGUAAAUUUUAAAAGCUUUAGAAAUUAUCUAUCUGAUAUAGUUUGUGUAUAUCCUAUUAUGUAUAAUUUUUUCUAAUAAUUUUACUAC
Messenger RNA from Phymastichus coffea, 2701 nucleotides. Its product is annotated as glucose dehydrogenase [FAD, quinone]. The record is from RefSeq and is a predicted model, not a curated record. The transcript is spliced from 8 exons. Gene Ontology annotation, molecular function: flavin adenine dinucleotide binding; oxidoreductase activity, acting on CH-OH group of donors. Lineage: Eukaryota; Metazoa; Arthropoda; Insecta; Hymenoptera; Eulophidae. The coding region runs from base 305 to 2110 and encodes 601 amino acids.